Messenger RNA from Annulohypoxylon maeteangense, 1236 nucleotides. RefSeq names its product alpha/beta-hydrolase. The transcript has a single exon. The record is from RefSeq and is a predicted model, not a curated record. Gene Ontology annotation, molecular function: 1-alkyl-2-acetylglycerophosphocholine esterase activity. NCBI's taxonomy places the organism in Eukaryota, Fungi, Ascomycota, Sordariomycetes, Xylariales, Hypoxylaceae. Bases 120 to 1091 code for a protein of 323 amino acids.
UACGAUCUAUUCAAACCAUCAUCACAAUCAUCAUCAAGCAAACAUAACAAGCAAACAUCAAACCACCCAAUACCCUCUCAAUAACACACAAUCCCCUUUUCACCACACCCUCAGUCAAAAUGCGAGCCCAAGACCACGCCCUCAUCGGAACCGCCAAGGAGAUCCCCAUUAACUCCGCAACCCCAGUCUACACCUUCAGCCCGAUCGUGCUCCCCUUCCCAGACCGUCUUAAGAACCUCGAAGUAAAAGUAACCUUCCCCUCAACCGGCACCGCCCUGCCCAUCGUCAUCAUCUCGCACGGCCAAGGCCAAAGCAACCACCUCAACUCCCUCGAGGGCUACACGCCCCUAGCCGAGUUCUGGGCAGCGCACGGCUUCAUCGUGGUCCAGCCCUCGCAUCUAUCCGGCAAGUACUACAGCCUCGACGCGCCUAAGGGCCAGGAAUACCACUGGCAAGACCGGUCUCAGGACAUCAUCCGCGUCCUCGACAGCCUCGACGCCAUCGAGGCUGCUGUCCCGGCCCUCGCAGGGCGUCUGGAUAAGAAGCAGAUCGCUAUCGCGGGACACUCUCUUGGCGCGUGGACGGCAGCCAUAGCGCUUGGCGCGAAGAACAUAUCCCCGUUCGAUGGCGUAGUUACUAGUCUCGGCGAUUCGCGCAUCAAGGCCGGUGUCGUGCUCACCGGCACCGGGAAAGCCGGUGACAACCUCUCGGAGAUGGGCCGUCGUAUGGUACCGUUCUACGGCCCGGACUACGACGAGAUGCACACGCCGGCGUUGAUUGUCUGCGGCGACGAGGACGUGAGUCCGCAUUUCACGCCGCGCGGUGCGGAUUGGCAUGCGGAUCCGUAUUUCCUGUCCCCUGGCCCGAAGGACCUGCUUUGGAUUAAGGGGGCGAAGCAUGGGCUUGGAGGCGUCAGUGGCUGGGAUGCAAAGGAGACCGAGGAUGAGGGUCCCCAGAGGUUGGCUGCGGUGCAGAGGUUGACGACGGCGUAUUUGAGGAGCGCGCUGUAUCCUGGGGAUGGGGCUUGGGAGGAGGCUGUUAAGGCGCUGGCGCUGCAUGCGGAGCUUGGGUCGGUUGAGAGUAAGAAAUGAAUGGUUUGGGUUUAGGGGGUGAGGUUGGUGAUUGAUAUGUACUCUCCUCUCGUUCGGUACUAGCUACCUAACUUAUAUACUAUAUGUAACUUGUCGUUUUUGUAUAAUCAUUAUUCGUCUAAAACUAAGUUCCCCUACGUGAUAA